Molecule: messenger RNA, 1480 nt
Organism: Haemorhous mexicanus (house finch)
Lineage: Eukaryota; Metazoa; Chordata; Aves; Passeriformes; Fringillidae
Gene: CCDC61
Product: coiled-coil domain containing 61
Exons: 14
Coding region: 151-1395 (414 amino acids)
Cellular component (GO): centrosome
Source: RefSeq, a predicted model, not a curated record
AGGUGGGGCGGACCGGCGGAGCGGGGCGCGGAGGAUCGCGGCGGGCGGUGAGACUCCCCCGAUGCGGCACGGCUGCUCCCGGUACCUGUCGGCUGAGCGGAACCGCGGGCCCGGCCACCCCCGGCUCCCUUCCCUCGAGCCCCCGGCGCCAUGGGGGAGCCGCGGUACCUGCAGGCCGAGUGCGCGUUCCGGCCCGGGGCACACACGGUGCGGGUGACCCUGACCCGCAGCACCUUGCGGGUGGAGGUGGAGGCUCACGGCACCAGCGACCUGUGGAGGGGCGAGUUCGAUGCCGCCUUCAUUGAGGACCUGACCCGCAAAACGGGGAAUUUCAAGCAGUUUGGCAUUUUCUGCAGCAUGCUGGAGUCGGCACUGACACAGAGCAGCGACUCCGUCAGCCUGGAGCUGCUCACCUUCACCGACCUGGAGACCCUGCAUAGCCGGAAAGUGGGGGCAAUCACCCGGCCUUCCCCUUCCACCUCUUCCCCCCUCAACAGCAAACGCUACCUCAUCCUCGUCUACUCUGUGGAGUUCGAUAGGAUCCAUUACCCGCUGCCGCUGCCCUACGCGGGGCGGCCGGACCUCGUGACGCUGGUGCGGGAGCUGCAGGAGCAGCUGGGGCAGCUCCGGGCGCGGCGCCUGGAGGAGACCCAGCACUUGCGGGACGCGCUGUGGCAGGCACUGGAGGAGAAGCGGGCAGCAGAGAGCCGGCACCAGCGCGAGUACCGGCAGCUGGCUGCAGAGCUGGCCCAGGCAAAGGCGUCAGAGCAGAAGCUGCAGCUGCGGGUGAAGAACCUGACAGCUGAACUGGCCUCCUGCAGGAGGGGCCGCCAGAAAUCUGCCAGCCCGGCCCCACGUGCCCAGGAGCGACGCUCAGCAUCCCUGGAGAGCCACAGGAGCAGCCGGGGCCGCCCCUCGCCCAAGUCCGUGUCGCCUGCAGGCUCCCGCCCACCACGCUUCGACCCCACUGCCUUUGUCAGGGCCCGGCAGCGCCGGCAGAAGGAGGCUGAGCUCAGAAACCAGCGGCGUGGAGUGGCUUCUGGCAGCAGCAGCCCGGCGAGGAGCCACAGGCGCAGCUCAUCUGCUGAAAGCUCCCGGAGCUGGCGCCAGGGAGGGAGCCCUGGCAGCAAAGCCCCUGAGCCUGUGCCCUGCAGGGACAGGAGAGGGACCCGUACACGGAGACCCCUGAGCACCUCGUUCUGCAAUAGCCCCUGUGUGCCUCUCCCCCAGGUGCCUCGCCCAGCUGCCAGCCACAAGCUGCCAGUGUGCAGGACUGCUGGCAAGCGCCCUGGUAAAGAGAACCGCUCCAAGGAGCCUUCAGCUGAGCUGGCUGAGAUCGAUGCCCGGCUGCAGGCUCUGCAGGAGUACAUGGACAGCCUCAGCACCCGCAUGUGACCCCUCCAGGGACACGCACCCUCUCCCUGUGUCCUCUGGAGUUUUGGGACAGGUGUACCCCCAAAUAAACCCUUGUUUGGCCCCA